AUGGAUAAAUGGAGGAGCAUACAUUUAUCCAAGGAGGAAGAAGAAGGGGUUGUGGUGGAGGAUGACGAGAUAUGCGAAGUAGAAUCCUUUCAAAGAACACUGGCAGGUAAACUAUGGACGGAUAUCAGCUUCAAUGUUAGGGCCUUUAAGAGUACUAUGAUAAGCGCGUGGAAACUCAAGAAUCAGGUGGAGUCUCAAGAUCUGGGGAAGAAUAUGUUUUUGUUCAAGUUCGCCACAAAAAGGGAUUUGGAGUUUGUUCUCAAGAAUGGACCAUGGAGCUUCGACAGAUCGCUGUUGGUCCUUAAUCGCAUUUCUGGUGAAGAAGAACCUUCCGAUCUUAAUAUGCACUUUGCUUCCUUUUGGGUGAGAAUAUACGAACUCCCGCUGAACCUGAGAACAGAAGCUAUGGCAAGAAAGAUAGGUAACAUCUUGGGAAACUUUGAAGAGAUGGAUGCUAGAGAGGCCACUGAAAGAGAAACGCUGGUUAAAGUGAAAGAUAAAAACUUGCGAGUUCAUUUCAAAUAUGAACGACUGCCUACCUUUUGUUUUGUGUGCGGAAGAUUGGGUCAUCAAAUGAAGGACUGUGAAUCUCUAGACGACCUUACUGAGGAAGUAUUUGAGGAGCUGGAGGAACAGGAUCUUUCGUAUGGGCAAUGGCUUCGCGCGUCUCCCCUACCAAAGAUGAACGAAGACCAGAAAAAGGGAGACUCAAGUUCAGGAACCUGUAGCAAAAAUUUAUUCCAAGUCUCAUCAAGACAGAGUAGAUGUAACCAGAAAGUGACCAACAAAAGUGAUGAGGCGGAGGUGGAACAAGACAGAGAAGCGACGGAAGAAAGGGGGGAGGCUAGAGGAGGAGAUGGGAACCCAGAGAAAUCAAAACAUAAGGAGGUUGAUAUUGAAAAGAUGGCUGAAUCUCUAGGGGCAGUGGCGUUAUCUUUAGAAGGAAUUGGAGAUGGGAUUCAAAAAAGGACCCUAUGCUGCCAAAAAAGAAAUGGGUUAGGAGGAAGAACGUUAACACUGGAAAUAGUACUCAAGGGAGGAAGAAACUGGUGGAAAAUAGCAAGAGGCAAUUGA
Molecule: messenger RNA, 1074 nt
Organism: Vicia villosa (hairy vetch)
Lineage: Eukaryota; Viridiplantae; Streptophyta; Magnoliopsida; Fabales; Fabaceae
Exons: 2
Coding region: 1-1074 (357 amino acids)
Molecular function (GO): zinc ion binding; nucleic acid binding
Source: RefSeq, a predicted model, not a curated record